This is a messenger RNA of Triplophysa rosa, 1307 nucleotides long. RefSeq names its product monocyte to macrophage differentiation-associated 2a (gene mmd2a). NCBI's taxonomy places the organism in Eukaryota, Metazoa, Chordata, Actinopteri, Cypriniformes, Nemacheilidae. The transcript is spliced from 7 exons. The record is from RefSeq and is a predicted model, not a curated record. Gene Ontology annotation, cellular component: membrane. The coding region runs from base 712 to 1302 and encodes 196 amino acids. Gene Ontology annotation, molecular function: pore-forming activity.
AAAUAUGUACAGUAUGGAUUUUAGGAGGACGAAGUUCGGCAGGUUUAUGAACAAUCGUGUCCCGUCGAGCAAGAGAUACCAGCCAACAGAGUAUGAGCAUGCAGCCAACUGUGCCACCCAUGGAGUAAGUGAAAUAUGUUUCACCCACAGCCAAAAAAACCUGUAUUGUUAUGAAACCUCAAAGAAAAGAUGUGUAACAGUGUGUUGGAGAACAGAAACUGGACGGGUUUGUCUAUAUUGAGCAGUAACCUGUGGUUUGAGGAUUAUAUUAGGAGAAAUUCAAGAAAGAAGGUAUUCAUGGCUUUCUGUGACCCAAAAGGAUUAGACCGGUCACAAAGAAACAACAGUGUUAAUGAAUCUCAUGACAAAGAUUGUGUGACGUAAUGAUUCUCAUGAAACAUCAACAAACACAAAAUUAAAGAAAGUGAUAGUCACUAAAUUUAGAUCACAGUUAUUAUUAUCUUUUUGCACAAUGUCAUUUGCUUGAGUCAUUUUUUGAUCCUUCUUUCUGUUCAUUGUGAGCUAUUUUAUCUGGUAUGGCCUUGGUGCUGUGAUGUUGUUUGUUUAACAUCCUACUCUUUAAUCCCCGUCUCUCAGAGCCACACAUCUGGCAUGCCCAGUUCAUGAGCUGCGUCACGAGACACAGACUACACACCAAAUCCUCUCUGAUCCCUCCAUCUUCUAGUAUAUUUUUGGAUCAUUCCCAGUAUUAUGGGAAGCUCAGUGCUGUACGUCCUGUCUGAUGACCAGUGGGAGACCAUCUCUGCAUGGAUGUAUGGUACAGGUCUGUCUGGGCUCUUCAUCAUGUCUACCAUGUUCCAUACUGUAACCUGGAAGAAAAGUCAUCUCAGAAAGGUGGAGCAGCGCUUCCACAUGUGUGACAGAAUGGUGAUAUAUUUCUUCAUAGCUGCAUCCUAUGCACCUUGGCUGAACCUGAGGGAGUUAGGACCCUGGGCUGUGCACAUGCGCUGGUUGGUGUGGAUCAUGGCUUGUGCUGGAUCUGCUUAUGUCUUCUUUUUUCAUGAAAAGAACAAAAUAUUAGAUUUGUUGUGCUACACUGCCAUGGGAAUUGUUCCUGCACUUGUUCUUGUGUCAAUGCCUAACCGGGAGGGCGUGUUAGAGCUGUCAGUGGGCGGAGUCUUCUACUGCCUGGGCAUUGUCUUCUUCAAGAGUGAUGGCCUCAUCCCAUUCGCUCAUGCCAUCUGGCACAUCUUUGUAGCAGUAGGAGCUGGUAUACACUAUUACGCCAUCUGGAGGUACUUGUAUGCAACCGGAUCCAGCCAAAUAAAAAUAUCCAGGUGACGGCU